This is a messenger RNA of Pogonomyrmex barbatus (red harvester ant), 1194 nucleotides long. RefSeq names its product non-structural maintenance of chromosomes element 3 homolog. Gene Ontology annotation, cellular component: nucleus. Lineage: Eukaryota; Metazoa; Arthropoda; Insecta; Hymenoptera; Formicidae. The record is from RefSeq and is a predicted model, not a curated record.
UUUCUGCUGAACGCAGCCAAUGUUUAUAGAGGGCAGCAACUGCUUAAAAUAAGGCGGUAUCUGUACAAUCACAUGUUGCGUUUCUCAUUCCUUUCGCAACGUAUACUUUAUUGUGUUUAUUAUUGUGUUUAUUUAUUUUAAAAACAGAAAUUUCUCAACACAUUAAAAAAUACACCACGCAAAAAUUGUGAACGUUUGCGUAACAAUUUCCGAAAUGAGUAGUAGAAAAAGAGGAUCUCAGAAUUCUCAGAAUUCUAGAAGCAUAAGAGAAAGUAGCGAGGAUAUUUUUUUAUCACAAGACUUACCUGGCCCAAGUAGUCAAACUAAUCGAUCAUCACAACGAUGUACACGGAAUUCAAAUCUCAGAGAAUCACAAUUCAUGAGUUCACAGGAUAUGGAAACACAAAAGAAAAUGCAAUUAAUCAGUAAUGUAAUAAGAUAUCUCUUCGUGGCAGAUCGUACUAAACAUCCUAUACAAAAGACACAGAUUGUUAAAAAUGUACUAGGUGGAAAUGGUAAAAUAUUUCGUCAGAUUAUAGAAAGUGUAAUCAGAGAACUGUCUGAGGUAUUUGGAUAUAAAUUGAUAGAGGUUGAAAGUAAUAAAUACAUAUUGAUGAAUGAAAUAGAAAACAAACUUCCACACUUGAUUUUCCAACAUAACUAUAAGCAAGUGCUAUUAUAUCUUAUACUUGUACAUAUUUUUAUGUACGGUGAAUCUUGCAAAGAAGAAAUACUAUGGAAUUUUCUUGAAAAUUUGGGUAUUAUAAGUGACAAUAAUUUUCAACACAAAUACUUUGGCGACGUUGAACAUUUAGUGACAGUAGAAUUUGUAAAUCAGAGAUAUCUGGAGAAGAUAAUAACAAAUAAAAAUGAUCCGACACAAUUUGAAUAUGCAUGGGGAUCUCGUGCAAGAAAUGAAUUUACUUAUCGUUCUGCUCUACAAUUUGUGGCAGAUAUUUACGGCUGUUCUAUAAAAAAGUGGAAAUUGCAAUACAAUGCUAUGAUUGAGGAUGAACAAGAAAAUGAAUAAUUCAUCAAUAUUUACUCUAAUUAAAAAAAGAAAAAGUAUAGAUUUAUUUAAGUGUACAAAAUUAUCUUAACUUUUCUAUUUUUAUAGUACAAAAAAUUAAAAAAUAAUAUAUUCUAAUAAAAUGUAUUACAAAAAUAUUUAAAUAAAGUUUAAAUAUUUAAAAA